UCAACCCUUCGCAAGAAGGUACCAACUAGAUGCAAAUUUAACCUCAUCAUAACCCGUUUGUGCUAUAGUGCAUGUUGGCGAACUAGUCAACGGCGAGACAUAGCUUGACGAGAAUCUCGCGUACGUCAUCUUCACUUUCUAUUUCUGAUAUGCCAGCCUGGAAACAGACCUAGGGAGUACACGUUGACACCACGCUCUUUUCAUCUCCUCGUUGCGGACGUGUGAAACACCUCCUGAAUAUCCCAGAACCCGCUCGAAUCUCUGUUGCGCAGGGAACUUACAGCUGUGAACUGAUUGUGUGCCAGAGCAAUGUUUUGAUGGGAAUGGGAUGCACAGCGUCUGUUUCUAAUGCUCUUCAAACCGUGCUCGCUUUCACGGUGUUUUCCCUCCGAUUUCGGACGAACACAUUCCUUAACAGCAAGGGGAUUUUAUCGAUUGAUUUCUUGCUUUAAACUUUAAAAAGUUGAAGAUAAAUGUGCUGAUUUUAAAUAAUAUAUUUUCUCGUUAAAUUCAUUAGCUAUAGAUUUCAUAAGACAAUGCGAAGAGCAAACGAAUACGUUUCUUCUUCGACGACGUUACUCAAUUACCCCCCUACUCCUUGUAGCGAUGGAUCCACCUAGCCGACAGACUGUCGCCACUUGCUGCUGACGUCACUCCAAGUAGGCGCACCGGCUGGCUGUUUUACUAUGUACAACAAAUUUGUGAAUGCGCACAAAAUCAAGUGCGGUAUCUCUCUAGCUAGUGCUUAUUAGUGAUGAAAUAUAAAACAAUUAUAUAGCACUUAAGUCCUUAAAGAGUUUUGUUUUUAUAAGUCUUGUGGGAAAUACAAAAUUUUAUUCUGACAUUUUUAACAGGAAGUUUGGUUGAGCUAGUACUGCGGAGGAAUAAACGAAAAGAAAGUUUCAUGAGAACGACUUCCCGUCUGACUGUCGCCAGUUACAAUAGCAAAGAAAUUUUUAGCCUUGCACUGCUACAAAUUUCAACAGAAAUUUAUACAUGGCUAUAUUUUCCCGCCUUGAAACGUUAUUUGUCGAUCUUAAUAAUAGCGUGGUGCAAUACCAGGUUUUUGAAAUUGUAACUGAUAGUGUAUCAGGUAAUAAUUUCACUUUUUAGAUUGAGUUUCUCGCCAUUUUGAUCGCCAAAUCAUUGGAAAGUGGCUAAACGAGACGAAUGACCGUGCUUUACGCUUGGAACGUGGCGGUAUAACCAUUGUAUGCCAGCACGUUUUAUUGGCAGAUUGAGGAAAGAUUUCAUCCUCAUUGCUUACGUGAGUUUGUGGAGAGAAUGACAUCACCCCUGUCAAGCAUUUUUUCCUUUACCAGCCCAGCUGUCAAACGUUUACUUGGCUGGAAGCAAGGCGAUGAGGAGGAAAAGUGGGCGGAGAAGGCGGUAGAUUCCCUGGUUAAAAAGCUAAAAAAGAAAAAAGGUGCCCUUGAAGAUCUUGAGAAAGCUCUGAGCUGUCCUGGCAGACCCAGUAAAUGUGUUACAAUACCAAGAUCUUUAGAUGGCCGUCUACAAGUGUCACAUCGUAAGGGACUACCACAUGUUAUAUACUGUCGGGUGUGGCGAUGGCCAGAUCUUCAGUCACACCAUGAAUUAAAACCUCUAGAAUGCUGCGAGUACCCAUUUUCUGCCAAACAGAAAGAGGUGUGCAUAAACCCUUAUCACUAUAAGCGUGUGGAAAGUCCAGUUUUGCUUUUGUUUUCGGUGUACAGUGAGUUUCCAUCAAGUGGUACCAUGCCAGCCUUUCAGUCAGUGCCUGAGCCUAAUAUGCCCCACAAUGUCACUUACCCAUUUCAGCAGCAGCACUCUCCUAACCCACCCAGUUCAGGACCUGGAAGUCCAUUUGGCCUCCCAGCUGACACUCCCCCACCAGCCUAUCAGGCACAAGAUGACAGCCAGCAAAAUAGCAUGGGAAUGAGCCAAGGAAAUGGCAUGCCUAGACCUCCACCAAGUCAAAAUGGCCCACAGCCUAUGGACACCAGUAUGCCACCCACCAUACCAAUUCCUAAACAGCUGAGUGGGCGAGGCAUAGUGGACUUGCAGCCUGUGACAUACCAGGAACCCCAGUACUGGUGCUCAAUUGUCUAUUAUGAAUUGAAUAAUAGGGUGGGUGAAGCUUUCCAUGCCUCACACACAUCUAUUGUCACAGAUGGCUUCUGUGAUCCCUCGAAUAAUGCAGAUCGCUUCUGCCUUGGAUUACUUUCUAAUGUGAACCGCAACUCUACCAUAGAAAACACACGGCGACACAUUGGCAAAGGAGUUCACUUGUACUACGUUGGAGGGGAAGUAUUUGCUGAAUGUCUUAGUGACAGUAGCAUCUUCGUACAGAGCAGGAAUUGCAACUACCACCAUGGCUUUCAUCCUACCACAGUGUGCAAAAUACCUCCUGGGUGUUCCCUUAAAAUAUUUAAUAAUCAAGAGUUUGCAGCUUUGCUCAGCCAGUCUGUCAACCAUGGCUUUGAGGCAGUGUAUGACCUUACUAAAAUGUGCACUAUCAGAAUGAGUUUUGUGAAGGGUUGGGGAGCAGAAUAUCAUCGUCAGGAUGUAACUAGUACACCAUGCUGGAUUGAAAUCCAUCUUAAUGGACCGCUCCAGUGGCUUGACAAGGUGCUUACACAAAUGGGUUCACCACAUAACCCAAUUUCUUCUGUUUCAUGAUGCAUGUUCUGCUGUGUCAUAAGGCAUUUAUCAUUUUUUUAUGCUUUUGAAUGAUCAUCUGUAGAUUGCUGGAAACAUUAAGAUCUUUCAAGGAACCAAAAAUACUAAAUGCUUUCAUUUGCUUCCAAAAGAAAAACAUUUAAAUUUACUGCCUAUUUAUGGCAAUAAUAGUUCUAUUUUUCAUGGGUCUGUCCUAUGGAUAUUGACUGUAUCUAUGAUGCAGUUACUGUUGUGAGGCACCAGGAGGAGAGAAGGCCACUAAAAGGAUAAAAUGCUAGAUUAGAAGUGCUGGACACCCUACAAAGCAUAGACAUUGUGUUCCAUGUGGAUACACUGUAACAGCUGAUUAUUGUUUUCCAUUUAAAAAAUGCUGCACUUGCAGCAUGCAAAAUUUAUAUUAAUAAUAGCAAAUACUAAAAAUCAGGAUUGUGCCCCAUCUUUGUAAAUUUUUUUUCUUAAACCAUUAAUGAUAAACUUGUUUAAGGCCACUUCUGAAUGGUAUCUGAGAAAUCUUGCCAUAAUUUCAAACGAUUUUAUGGUUUUGAGGUGAGAUAUUUGGUCACAAAAAUUUCAGUCAUAAUAAUGUUUCAAUUUUCAAUUUUUAUGUUACCUACGUGAGUUUGUGAACAAAGUAUACAGUUUUUAAAUUGUGGAUUUUCAAGAUGACUGGUUGUCAGUUCCUUUUAAAAUAUAAACCCAUUUCAGUUCAUUGGAAAAUCUCAUUUAAGUUUCAGACUGAACUGUUAGUGUUAGGCAGCUAAUGUCCUUGACACUUCUCCCACUCUAAUAAAAAAAAAAACUGCUGUCAAAUAAUCUCUAUUCUGUACAGUAGCAUAGAUUUACCUACUGUAUAUAUACACACACACUGCUUUUGGUGGGGAGGGGGGGUGUUUUUCUUUGAAGUGUGAAAACCCCCUUCUUACCUAUUUGUGUUUCAUAUGCAUUGUGUUUUUGUUGAAGUUGACAAAAAUGUUUUUUGUAUAAUCAGUUGGCUUUGAAUGUGUGUCUUUCACAAUAUAUCAUUAUCAUAUAUAGACCGAUGAAAUCAGAAGGCAAUAAUUCAUCAUGAAUAUUUUUGGUCAUAAUUUUACAUGGUAUAUUUAAGGAUAUGCACUGGUUUUGAAGUAGCUGUCUUGCUGUUUUGAUAACAGUGUGUUUCUUAAGCUUAUGCAUCAUUCUCACAUUCAUAUUUUUGAUGUAUCUGUACAGCAUCUGUCAGUUUGUAAUUGUCAUCUGUGUGGCUUAUUGUUCUUUUUGAAUAAAAUGUCUUUUAUGUUAUAUGGUAAAAUGUUCUUUUUACGUAAACUAGAAGGCCUUUUAUAAUUUAACUAUUAUUUUAGGAAUAAACCUGUAUCUGGUAAAGUGAAAAUAACUAGACAAAUAGGCAAUGCUGCAUCAAAUCUGUUUUUGUAAAGUUAUUGGUGGUGAAGUUAUGAUCUGGUCCUUAUAUCUUAUCAUGGCUGAAGGAGCAAGAUUGGGCCAGCUUGCUAUUCUUCUUGUUUCUUGUCAGUACAUGUUCAUUACGAGCUUAAAGAUACUUAAGAACAUUGAGAUUUCAACCACUUUCUAAAUAUUUCAUUGACAGAAAUAAAUUUAUAAAACCUAGCGAAAAGUAUGACUUAUUGUGGGACUCAAAAAAGGUGGUAAGGAGCACAUGGGGUAUCAGCUUCCUUAACAGUCGUUCUUGCUUCCAUCUGGCCAUAAUACAAAACAUUUUACUAACCCCUUCCAGGAAAUAAAUUAAUCUACCAUGUGAAUAUAACAUCAGACAUUAUGUGAUGGUUGCAUCUUUUUGGAAAAAGUGGCUAGACCACUAUCCUCAGCUAGAUCAAUUCUUUCCUGCUGUAUGAUGGUAUAUUCAUAAGGUAAUAAAUUUUUGGGAUUUAUGAUAAUCUUUUUAAAGGGUGUGACAUGGAAACAUUUAAAAAUAGGGCAGUUACGGGUCAGUACUGCAGGCUUAUGUGGUUUCACAAAAUUUCAAUUAAUGACAUCCUAAAUGAUAUUUUUAUGGCAGAAUGUGACAUGUUUCUUGUGAAAAUGGCAAUCAUUGUGUACAUGUUAUGGUCCCUACUUUUUUUUUUUUUUUUUUUUUUUUUUCUUGUUUUUAUGUCAGCACCUGUUGUAUUCAUCUGCAUAACCAACACAUUGUUAUACGACUAAAUUAAAGGAGACGAAAGCAGAUACAUUGCUGUUUGACAACUUACAUGACUUGCAUAAAUGCUAUAAACAAGCUGCUAAACGUUGUGACAGGGUUAUGUCUGUAUGUUCCUUUACUCCACCUAGAUAAUGGCAUUGGAUAUUAGGUGUCAUACACACAGAGAAAGGUGUUCACUUAAUAUUUUUAAGCAAUUAGAGUCUUCUCUUUAAGUAAUCAAAUAAAGUGUGCAAGCAUGUGGUGUGGAAUUUAGACUGCAUGUCUUAUGAAUGGUAUGAAUUAGCUGUAAGUAAAACUGGUGAAUUUAUUUUGAUAUAAGGUGUCUUAAAUAACUGCACAUAUUAGCAUCUUCAUUUUGGUGAGCACGUUACAUUUGAUUGUUUUUAACAGUAGACAAAUAGCUUUUGCAGAUGCUUAUCUGACACUGCAUAUUGCUUGAGAACAGCUUGAGGCAAAUUGCUUUACAGAGAGAAUAUUAAUGAGCAAUUAUUGUAGCUCUAGAAAGUAAAGGUAAUAAUGUGGUCAGAAUUUAAUAUAAAGGGAAAAUUGCCUGUUGAGCUUUUCUUAUUUUUCUCUAAUUAAUUCAGGUCACAUCAUUACUUUUGAAAGUAUAUGAUGAAGAUAAGAUACACCAUUUACAUAAUUCUUUGUUGUAUGUAUUGGUAAGAUCCAAAACUAAAUGAAGAAAAAACAUACUACAGGAUAUGUAGUAUCAAGAAUUAGUUUAAAGAAUCUUUGUCGCAUAAUCUACAAAAGUGUUUUGGCUUUGAAUUUUGAUCUCUGCACUAAGUUCAUGAUGCAGCUGUUAGUGUGAAUACACAGCUACUUUUUCACUCAAGAAUUUUAGCUAGGUUUCAGUGAUUAUAAGCAGACCCAUUCUUAGCUGCCACAGGGGCCCAAGGCUUAGGGCAUGUGCAGGGCAUCCAACACCACAAUGGCUAGUUACCAUAUAUUAAUCAAAAGCACGGGGUCCUAGGCAAAUGCUUCAUCUGCCUGCCCUAAGCAAAGCCCUGAUUAUAAUAAUAGUUUUAUAAGAUUUGCUUAAGUACUUGGUUGUUAAAAUGUUUAAACUGCUUUUUCAAUAUUGUUUUCUUUUUCUAAAAAAAAAAAACAACUCUUGACUCUGCCUCAGAAGUGUACUGAAUGUCCUAAUGGUUCAUUUUCAUUGCGUUGACCAGCAUGUAUACCUUUUAAAAAAAAUUUCUUUAUACUUUUUCUUCAAUGCCAAUAAGGGUGAUUUUCAUAGAAAUAUUUUUGGAAAUAAAUUUUUAUUCUACAUGAAGAGAGCUUAUAGACUAAAUCCUAAGAAUCAGGUACAUGUAGAGUUUAAUCUAGGUGUACAUAUGUUUAAAUGUGUUGCUCUCUUUGCUAUUUCAAUGGCCAAAAUAAUGAUGGAACCCUCAAUGCUUUUAGAGUUUGUAGCUGGAUUGAUUUUUCUUUUAAUUUUAACAUUCCUUUAGUUUACAUAGUAGAUUUAUUCAGCUAUUAUGAAGACAAAUCAUGACACAGUAAAAAGAGGACUAUAAUUUAAUGCUAGUAGUGUUAACUUUUCUGGUUAAUGUGUAUAACGCAGAUGUCUGAAACAAAUAUUGUGAUGUGCGUUUUUAUGAUGGAGUAAUUUUCUUUUUGAAAUGUGAAUCCAGUUUAAGAAUGGAUCUUGUACCUGUGUUGCAUGUUCAUGCUUCAUCUGUUACAUCAUGGGCUUCUCUGUUUCUCUUGCACAAUUUAACAAAAGGUAAAAAUGGCUUUGCAAGUCCACAUAGGGUAUACUGGCCCAGUCAGUUUUUUGUGUGGGAUCUUGAUUGGAUUAUUUUAUCAUUUGUCCUGAGAAUAAACUUGUAUAAACUGAAAGAUCCCUUAAAAUUGUUCUUCCAAUUGUUUUAACAUAAGCCACACUGAUCGCAGUGACGUAAUUCCCACUCACGCACACCUUCCAUCUCACUGAAGGAAGAAAGCUAAGAGGUAUACAAUAAAUUACAGUUAAAUAUAGGAUUUAGAGAAAUAAAUAGGCCCAAUGUAGCUCGUGUUGAGAAUAUACUUUUGUGAAGAGGUGUAAAAGAUACUUGUCAUGUGAUUUUAAAUAUUUGUAGAUGGUGGUGAAAUAAGCAUUAGACUUGCUGUUUCCCAAAAUUGUUCUUGCUUCCCUUCACUAGUAAAAUGUUCCCAUAGUAAUGUUUGUGUUUCAUUGUACAGUUCAGAAUAUGAACAGUGUUCACUCCUCUUGAUACAAUCAAGUACUCUGUCAGUCUUCCACGUAUUCAAUGUGCACUGGUUCAUUUGCAUGUUCUGAUAGCCAUGCAUGUAAAUGAUAUUAUAAUGUGUUGAGCUUAACAGUAAACAUUUUUUGAGCAUUACAUUUUCAUUUAUUUGUAUAUUUGAAUAUUUCUUGAUGAUUAAGCCAUGUUAUCUGCAUGAUUGUUUUGUUAAGAGGUACUUUUUUCAACAAUGAACAAAAGAUUUGAGUUGUUAGAUUGAUUUGAAUUGUCAGUUCCCUCUUCCCUUUUUGGGUGACAGAACAAGGAAGAAACUUUUAAGACAUAUAAUUUACACGAAAGACUUCCCAUUCAUAUAUGUGUUUAACACUUUUUAUGCAGAUCUUCAUUUUGUAGACAGUCUGUGCCAGGUGCUGCAUUAAAUAAAAUGUUGGGGUAGGUCAUUCAGUCAUUAGAAUGGACGAACAAUGUGUGAAAUUCAAUUCAUAUGUGGUGGAAAAUGUAGCAGGGUCUGUUUUUAAGACGAGCACAACCUCUCACUGCUGAAGAUGUUUUUAAAGAAAGUGCAUGAUGGUGGUUUUAGCCACCAGGCGAUUUUUAAAAAAUCUUUUUAGGCUCUACUACACCUCUGGUCCAUUUAACGCAUACAGUUUACAUUCAUCUUGAUGCAUAGACUACCAGAGAUUUGGAUAAUUGUCUCAUGUUUGGAAUACUGUAAGUGUUCAUGUUUGGUGUGUUCUGCGGAAGCUACUUAACCCCUAUCAAGAAUAUUGAAAGAAAUGGUGACUGAUAAAUCAGUUAAACAAGAUACAUGGGUAGAUCAAUUUUUUUAAACAAUAUUUUUUUAGUAAGUUUACCUGUGAGCUGUGAGCACAAAUUCUACUUAGAGUGGGUUCAGUACUAUUUUUGUGGGGAGGGGGGACCAAGUUCCCCUUCCCCUCACUGCUAUUGCUUGGUGACUGCUAACAGGGCUAGUGUUCAAGAAUGUUUUCCCAAUCAUGUGCAGCUUGUUUUUUUCUAUAAGUUUGCAUGCAUACGGUGUAUUUUGCAUUGUCAAAAUUUAUUACCCAACCAUCCUGAGACAUCAUUGUUACUCUUUGAAAUCUUCCUCAGUUUUGUUAUUUGUACUGGACAAUAAACAAUAGAUUACUGCCUUC
This is a messenger RNA of Pomacea canaliculata, 8186 nucleotides long. RefSeq names its product mothers against decapentaplegic homolog 1-like. Gene Ontology annotation, biological process: cell differentiation; SMAD protein signal transduction; transforming growth factor beta receptor signaling pathway. Gene Ontology annotation, cellular component: heteromeric SMAD protein complex. Gene Ontology annotation, molecular function: I-SMAD binding; RNA polymerase II cis-regulatory region sequence-specific DNA binding; DNA-binding transcription factor activity, RNA polymerase II-specific. NCBI's taxonomy places the organism in Eukaryota, Metazoa, Mollusca, Gastropoda, Architaenioglossa, Ampullariidae. The record is from RefSeq and is a predicted model, not a curated record.